AUGAACAACCUGCCGGAGCCGAACUUGGUGCUUCUCUCGAACUUGACCUUCCACCUGUCGCAGGUGGCCUCGCAUUCCGAGCAAAACCUCAUGCAUGUGUCCAACCUGGUGCUCAUUUUCUCCCAGUGCGCCGACGUGCCGGCUCCCAUCCUGCAAACCAUGAUCGUCGAGCAUGGCACCGUCUUCCCCUGGUUCCAGCCGAUGGAGGAGGUCCGCGCGGCGGCGGCGGCGGCGGCGGCCGCCGGCAGCCGGGCGGCCGCCCCCGCCGGCGGCCCCGGCCCCGGGGCGUCUGCCUCCUCGGCUUCGCUCUCGGCCAUCUCCUCCUCCUCCGACGGCCAGCUCAUGACCCCGGUGUCGGACCUGUCGGACGCCGGGUCGCCGGCCCCCCUGUCGCCGGCCUACGCCCCCUCGGCCGGCGGCUUCUACCACCCGCCGGCCGUCGCCUCCUCCUCCUCCUCCUCCUCCUCCUCCUCCCCGGAUGGCGGCCUCGCCACCGCCGCCGGCGGCGGCCAUUACCCCCCGCACCAGGGGGCCAGCGCGGCCGGCCCCCGGCCGAUGGUGUCGACGCAGGCGGCCGCAGGGCCCGGCGAUGGCGGCGGGGCCCGUGGCAGCCGCCUGCUGGAUUCCCUCGGGGACCUGGGCUACCUGGAUGACGACUUGGAUGACCUGCUGGUGGGCGGCCCGCCGCCGGCCGUGACCAGCCGGUCGCCGGCCGCCGCCCUGAUGGUCUCCUCCUCGUCGUCCUCGCUGGCGGCCGGGGCUCCGCGUUCGGCCGGCAGCUCGGUGGCCUCGCCGACGGCCGCCGGGGCAAACCCCCACCGGGCGCUUUCCUCCUCCUCCAGCACGUCGCUGGCCUCGCGCCACACCGCCGACGCCGGGGGCUCCUCGGCCUCCUUCUCCUCGGCCAGCGGCGCGGGGGCCGGGGCGGCCCAGCGGCCGCUCUUCUCCUCGGCCUCCACCGGGUCGCUUUUCUCCUCGUCGCACUUCACCAUGCCCACCUCGCAGCCGCCCUCCUCCUCCUCGAUGGCGGUGGCGGCCACCGGCGACGAUGGGGUUGGUCUUUUGAGCGCCGGGGCCCAGGAUGACCCCUUCGCCGACCAUCACGACGGGGGGGGGGCCCACGAUGAGGAUGACUAUGACGAUGGGGAUGGCACUCACCGCCAUUACCACCACCACCACCACCACCACCACCACCACCACCACCAUGAUGAUGCCGAGGAGGACGACGAGGACUUCCUGCCCAGCUCGAGCCUGCCGCCGCCGCCGGUGGCCGCCUCGCCAGCGGCCCGGCUCAUGGCCACCGGGGGGACCGCCUCGCCGAAGCCCCUUUUCUCCUCCUCCUCCGUCAGCACCAUGAACUUCUAUGCCUCCUCGUCUUCUUCCUCGUCCUCGGCCCCGAGCAGCCCCCCCCCGGCGGCGGCGGGGGGGUACUCCAUGUCGCCCUCGUCGCCGAUGCCCCCGGCGCCGGCCAAGCCGCCGCGUGGGUUCACCGCCCCGCCGGCGAUGGUGGUGGCCACCACCACGGCCGCCGGCGGCGGGGCCGCGAGCAACCCGUUCACACAGCCGCCGGCCGGCAGUGGCGGCGGCGGGUUCGCCCCCCCCCCGCCGCCGGGCGCGUCGGCCUUCGCCCCGCCCCCCUCCUCCUCGCCCUUCCACCACGCCGGCGGGUCCGGCAACAGUAGCAACCCCUUCACCGGCACCGGGUCUACGUAUGGCAGCGGCGCUGGCGGCAGCGGCACUGGCAGCAUCUCGCCGGCGGUUUUCGACCUGGAGGCCAGUCUGGCCGAGCUGGAUCUGCUGGCCUCCGACCUUCAGUUCUGA
Fonticula alba is the source of this 1821-nucleotide messenger RNA. RefSeq lists its product as hypothetical. The transcript has a single exon. The record is from RefSeq and is a predicted model, not a curated record. Bases 1 to 1821 code for a protein of 606 amino acids. Gene Ontology annotation, biological process: signal transduction. Lineage: Eukaryota; Rotosphaerida; Fonticulaceae.